UUUGCUUUAAAAAAAACAAUUGAUGUCAUGUCUGUAUUCUCACCGCUGCGUCAAGCUAGCACGAGUCUCAGCCUCGCAAUCGCUUUCUAGUCAGUGACUCUUACUCCCACGGAAGGGCUUGAUCGAGCAAAGGAUCGGCUCGCCGUCAUCUCUUCACUGGUUAGAUUCUAUGUUUCGGGUGGCCUUUUGUCAUUCUGUUAAUUCUGGCUUGUUGAUAUUGCAAAGGUAAUAUACCAUGGCAAGGCCUUUGUCAAGUAUUCUCUUGAAGGGCAUCGUAGGUCUCCCUGCUGUCCGCUCUACUAGAACUGUUUUUGGAUCCCUUAAUUGCUAUGGAAUGAGAUAUUCGACUACAUCACCCAGUGAUCCUGACACACAUGAAGAUUUUCGACCAAAUAAUAAACUUGAAGGUUCUGGAAUAUAUUUGAAAGAUAUUGUUGAACAGGAUGUCAAGGACAAUCCAGUGAUGAUUUACAUGAAAGGGGUGCCUGAUCUUCCUCAAUGUGGAUUCAGUUCCCUGGCAGUAAGAGUGCUUAAGCAUUACAAUGUUCCCUUGAGUGCAAGAAAUAUUUUGGAAGAUCCUGAGUUGAAAAGUGCUGUAAAAUCCUUCAGCAAUUGGCCAACAUUUCCACAGAUCUUCAUCAAGGGAGAGUUCAUUGGUGGGUCAGAUAUAAUUAUGAAUAUGCACCAGAGUGGUGAACUGAAAGAAAAGCUGCAAGAUGUUGCAGCCAAUCAGAAGUCUGAAUAGUUCCCUCAUUGAACAAUGAGUAGAUUUUGCUUUUUGAACUAUGAAGGAAUGCGUUAUUGAACUCAAAACCAGGAGCACAAAUAUAUGGUUUAGAAUGGUGGGGAUAGAAGCGAAUCGUGUAUCAAUAUGUCCUGCAGCAAUCGGUUUUCGUUGAAAACUAUUUUGUAGUGGCAAUUUUCUGUUCAAACAGUGAAAGCCCAAAUAUCCAAUUUUUCAUCCA
Messenger RNA from Manihot esculenta (cassava), 965 nucleotides. Its product is annotated as monothiol glutaredoxin-S15, mitochondrial. Lineage: Eukaryota; Viridiplantae; Streptophyta; Magnoliopsida; Malpighiales; Euphorbiaceae. The coding region runs from base 236 to 745 and encodes 169 amino acids. The transcript is spliced from 7 exons. The record is from RefSeq and is a predicted model, not a curated record.